AUGCGUGGAAGAGCUCUUAGAAACGAUCAGAAGUGGUGUUCUCUUAAUAGAGAUAAAGGCAAAACGCAGACCAAAAGAGCACAGCCACAUGAUUCCGGAGACGUCGGUCCCAGGGAGGAACAAGAAGAAGAGAGACCGAUCGGUGUGAAGGCAUCAAAGGCUGCAAAGUUGAGAGGAUCCAAGACCGUGAAGAGAACCACGAAGACAGGAGGCUGCUAUGAAGAACCUCCAAGCCGUGGCUGCUCUAAGUCAGAAGGAGUUCACUAA
Microthlaspi erraticum is the source of this 267-nucleotide messenger RNA. The record is from the annotation of a GenBank genome assembly. NCBI's taxonomy places the organism in Eukaryota, Viridiplantae, Streptophyta, Magnoliopsida, Brassicales, Brassicaceae.